GAGCGAGCGGCUGGGGGAGGGGGGUGACGAGCCCCGGCUCAGCACCUCGGAGAGCUCCCUCCCCGGCCUUGUUUUGCUCCUGAAUCGCUGCCGGGGGAGGGAGCGAAGGGGCCGGGCACCAGGCGUCGAGGCCAAGGGGAUGGCAGUGAAGAGGGCGAAAGGUCCCGGGGGGCAGAGGGCCCAGCCGUGAUCCUGCGAGGGGGGCCAGGGCUCCGGGUAGGGUGGGGGGGCAGCGGGCGGCGGCAGCAGUGGCCGCACAUCUGAAUGGAAGCGAGCUUUGUCCAGACCACCAUGGCUCUGGGGCUGCCCUCCAAGAAAGCAUCUUCCCGCAACGUGAUCGUGGAGCGCAGGAACCUGAUCACCGUGUGCAGUUUGGAAUCCUCUGUGGUCACUCGAGUCUCACCCGCCCUCACAUCACACCCAUGCCCUUCGUUCUCUGUGAAAACCUUACUAGAGAAGUACACAGCAGAGCCCAUCGAUGACUCAUCCGAGGAGUUUGUGAAUUUCGCAGCCAUUUUGGAGCAGAUUCUCAGUCACCGUUUCAAAGCUUGUGCCCCAGCAGGUCCAGUGAGCUGGUUCAGCUCAGAUGGGCAACGGGGCUUCUGGGACUAUAUCCGACUGGCCUGCAGUAAAGUGCCCAACAACUGUGUGAGCAGCAUUGAGAACAUGGAGAACAUCAGCACAGCCCGAGCCAAGGGCCGGGCAUGGAUCCGGGUGGCUCUGAUGGAGAAGCGCAUGUCAGAAUACAUCACCACAGCUCUUCGGGACAACCGAACCACCAGACGGUUCUAUGACUCCGGAGCCAUCAUGCUACGGGAGGAAGCCACUGUCCUCACAGGGAUGCUGAUCGGGCUCAGCGCCAUUGACUUCAGCUUCUGUCUAAAGGGCGAAGUUCUGGACGGGAAGACGCCGGUGGUCAUCGAUUACACACCCUACCUAAAAUUCACCCAGAGCUACGACUACCUGACGGAUGAGGAGGAGCGGCACAGUGCGGAGAGCAGCACCAGCGAGGACAACUCGCCUGAGCACCCCUACCUGCCUCUCGUCACCGACGAGGACAGUUGGUACAGCAAGUGGCACAAGAUGGAACAGAAGUUUCGCAUUGUCUAUGCGCAGAAGGGAUACCUGGAGGAGCUGGUGCGUCUUCGCGAGUCGCAGCUGAAGGACCUGGAGGCGGAGAACCGGAGGCUGCAGUUGCAGCUGGAGGAGGCUGCAGCGCAGAAUCAGCGUGAGAAGCGGGAGCUGGAAGGCGUGAUCCUGGAGCUGCAGGAGCAGCUGCCUGAUCCCCCUUCCCCUCCCAGGACAGGUCUGAUCCCCGGUGACCAUGCCCCCCUGGCCCAGGGUUCCAAGGAGUUCACUACAUCCCUGGUCAACCAAUGGCCCUCCCUGAGCACACUCAAUAGGCCUGAGGGUGCCGGCAGCUCCAAGCUAUAUCGGAGACACAGCUUCAUGAGCACCGAACCGCUGUCUGCAGAAGCCAGCCUGAGCUCAGACUCCCAGCGCCUGGGAGAGGGCAAGCGGGACGAGGAGCCCUGGGGCCCCAUCGGGAAGGACCCCACGCCCUCCAUGCUGGGCCUCUGCGGCUCCCUGGCCUCCAUCCCCAGCUGCAAGUCCCUGGCGAGCUUCAAAUCCAACGAAUGCCUGGUGAGCGACAGCCCAGAGGGCAGCCCGGCACUUAGCCCCAGCUGAGGAGCAGCAUGGGCAAUGUCAGCCCCACCUGCCAGGGGCCACGGACAACUGCCACCUUUGAGUCCCCCAACCCAGGCAACCCUUCGAGAACGCUGCCCACCUAGCCGAGGGUCUCUAGGGAAAGACAACCCAAGCCUCUUUUGUGCUUCUGGCCAAGGAGGCAGGAGCUGUACUUGGAAGUGGCAAGACCAGGAGGAAGGGGCACCCAGGUCACAGGUAGUCAGUCCCCUGGGAAGGCUGCUCCAUUCUGGUGGCCCUGAAGUCUACCUGGGUCCCUUUGCUCAUCUUCCACACCUGCCUCAGGAGCAGGUGGGCCAGCCCUGGCAUUCCUGCUGCCCUGCCUCUGGUCUGUCCCUGUGUACCCUCUGAAGUCACCCUUCCUUGGUACCUAUGUGGGGAGAUUAGGCAAAUAAAAACCAGAGGACUAA
Messenger RNA from Mesocricetus auratus (golden hamster), 2117 nucleotides. It is a transcript of the gene Rundc3a, whose product is annotated as RUN domain containing 3A. Bases 265 to 1689 code for a protein of 474 amino acids. The record is from RefSeq and is a predicted model, not a curated record. Gene Ontology annotation, cellular component: cytosol. The transcript is spliced from 12 exons. Lineage: Eukaryota; Metazoa; Chordata; Mammalia; Rodentia; Cricetidae.